AUGAGUACAGAAAGUGAGGACGUUGCAAAAUCAAGAUCAGAUGAUGAUGAAGAAUUCCACGAAGAAACAAGAUAUGCAUAUAAGAGAGGGUUUCUUUUAUCAUUAGCUGAAAUGGAUGAAUGCAAGAGGUUGCCAAGUGGGUUUGAUUCAUCAAUUUUAUGUGAACUCAAUGCUGCAGCAGCUACUAGAUCAUCAGAUUCGUGUAAUGAUUCCGAGUCUGGCAGAAGGGAUGGCAUUCAAUCUCUACAUUCAUGGGUAAGUCCUGCUAAUGGACUGCUACGACAGAAUCCUGCAUGGCAGAAUCCUUCAAAUGGACUUCUGGGAAAGAGGGGUCUUCUAAGAGCACCUGGAGAGAGAAUAAAGAUGCAAAAAAUGGCGAAACGUUUGGGUUCAUGGGGUGUCCAAGUCAUGAGAGUGCAGAAGUUGAAAGAAGGGGAAGAGGUAACUUAUUCUUCUUAUGCUUUUCCAUGUCGUGGAUUUUCUUCUUUUCAUUUCAUGAUUGUGGUUCCUUCUAAUGAGCUUUUCUCAGGUUCAUCUGAAUGGACAAGGAAGGGACAUGAAAAUGCUGUUCAAGUGAACCAAAAGAAUAUUGCAGGUGAGCACAAAGAAAACUUGGACCCAGAUGUUUCCUCACUCCUGGAUGAUUCCAGAAAUGAGAAGAGGCUUUUCAACAAGUGCAGUCAAUCAGAGGAACGUAUGCUACCGUCAACACCAAAUGAUGCAAGGCCUCGUUCUUCCAUACCAAGAACCAUUAUCAACAAACUGUUACCCCCUGCUCGGGGUUGUCUCAACAAGUGCAAUGAAUCAGAGGAAUGCGCAGUGUCCUCAAAUCCAAAUGAUGCAGGGCCCUAUUCUUCCAUGCAGAGUUUUAUACUCAGCAAAAUGCUACCCCAUAAGCUGAUGAGCAAAUCUCCAGAGCAAAAUUUUGAAACAAAAUCCAACAAAAAGCCUUGCAAACACGAGGUCUCAAGUCUUCAGUUAGUCUCUGAUGAUCAUACUAGGACAGGGAUAGACCUCCUUGAACAAGAAUUAGAGCUCAAUACUGUCAGUGACUUUGAUGGGAAACCUAAUGCAAUUGAAGAAAUUUGUUUGCCUGAUGAGGACAGUUUGAUUACUUCUGAUGACUUCAAACUACCGAUGGACUUCGUAUUAUUUCCUGAAAGUACGGUGACUGAAACUGAUCUGUUUGCUUGUAGUUCAAGAAUGCCGGGCAAUGUUUCUCAAGUGCUAGCUGCUUUAAAUCUCCGCUUAGAUGAAAGCUCUCGAUCCAGCUUGGAAGUUCCCACUACCUUUUCUGGUUCUGACAAUAAAAAUGGCUCAGAAACUUCUCAUGGCAAUCUGCAGGUUAGGCAAUGUUUCCCACAAUACCAUCAUUCUCAGACAAACCAUGGCAGCUUGUCAUUCCGUCCUUCAGACUCUCAAAAAGCUCGUAAGAGUAAAUUCAAGCCCCAUUCGAAGAACCAUUCCUAUAAUCAUCCUCCUAUCAGCUGUAUUCCUGUAUAUGUGCUUCCCAAUUGUUUCCUGGACCCAUAUGCUGCGUCAACCAGCUUUGACAUUCCGGCUACGCAACCUUUGUCCCGGCAGAUCCUAGUUCCUGUUGAAUUUCCUCACCAAGUAAAUGGAUUGCCAAGGGGACCAUCUUAUCCCCCCAUCAACGGAACGGCUUCUUAUUCUCAAGGGCCAAGCCAAAUGCAAACUUCUCCUCUGAACAAUUGUCAACAAACUUAUAGGUGCUCUACAAUGCCAAAUCCAGGGUCAAGCCAAAUGAAAACUUCUCCUCUGAACAAUUGUAAACAAACUUAUAGGUGCUCUACAAUGCCAAAUCCAGGUGCGAACAAUAAUCCAGCUGCCAUCAACAACAGGCUUCCUGAGAUGGAACAUAUGGCCAAGCAGAUGCAUCCUGACUCUGGAAUAGAGUCUGAUGUUCACCAUCAUCUGUCAUACCUUCCUUUUGCUGUCAGAAUCAACAAAUCUUGUGGACUUGGACUUGUAACUCCUUGGAUAUCAGCACUCUGCAGCCAUUACUUUCAUUUCAAUUCUUGUCCAUGGUAUGUCGAUGCAGGUAUCAUUGAUUGA
This is a messenger RNA of Dovyalis caffra, 2076 nucleotides long. The record is from the annotation of a GenBank genome assembly. NCBI's taxonomy places the organism in Eukaryota, Viridiplantae, Streptophyta, Magnoliopsida, Malpighiales, Salicaceae.